AUGGAGUGGCAGAAUCUGGCGUUGGAAGCUACGACAGACGCCCGAUCCGAAAAAAUGGAGGUCGAAAACCCGCCGAUGCCCGCGGUGGAGCAGCCCGAGUAUGAAAUUCUGCGCGCAAUACUCCAAAGACCGAAAGCAACGUUGAUCCAGCGUCGGAAAGUCGAGGCGAGUCAGGAUCAAGAUAUUCCUGACUGCCCGCCCUCGGACAAGUCGCCGCCGGACAAGUCGCCACAUGGAUCCAUCACCUGCGCAUCGGAUCUGGACCUCACCUGGGACUCAGAUCAAGAUUAUGAUGAUUGUGUAUACUACCAUGAAGGAAGUGAUCUAUACGCAGAAGAUGUCGAUGGUCAGAUGGCGGUACUGCCAGAAGUGCCAGUGACGACGGAAGAUGUGAAGAUCGAGGACAUUCAGCUAUGUGGAUCGGAUAAUCAGACCCCAGAAAAAAUUGAUCGACUUCGCCAAAGGAUCUGGAAGUUCCGGCAUCUUUUGAUCGGCAAGGGAAAUGCCCUUCCGCCGCCGGCUAGAGGUGUGGUGUGCGAUAUCGAUGUCGGGGGAGCGCGACCUAUCGCCAUCAAAUGUCGUAAGUUGCAGACCCAGUUCAGGGAGAAGCUGGCGGACUUGAUCAAGGGUCUAUUGACUGCCAAGAUGAUCAGAGAUGAUCAACUACUCUAG
Molecule: messenger RNA, 672 nt
Organism: Phytophthora megakarya
Lineage: Eukaryota; Oomycota; Peronosporomycetes; Peronosporales; Peronosporaceae
Source: the annotation of a GenBank genome assembly